Penicillium bovifimosum is the source of this 1614-nucleotide messenger RNA. RefSeq names its product acyltransferase family protein. Gene Ontology annotation, cellular component: membrane. NCBI's taxonomy places the organism in Eukaryota, Fungi, Ascomycota, Eurotiomycetes, Eurotiales, Aspergillaceae. Gene Ontology annotation, molecular function: acyltransferase activity, transferring groups other than amino-acyl groups. The record is from RefSeq and is a predicted model, not a curated record. The transcript has a single exon. The coding region runs from base 1 to 1614 and encodes 537 amino acids. Gene Ontology annotation, biological process: polysaccharide biosynthetic process.
AUGCCAUCCCAAGACCGCGCCAACACCUCGGCCGCCGAUAUCCCUCUAAAUGACCUCGAAUCCGCCUCCAGCUCAGAAUUCCGCUCGUCGGGAGCAAAGCGAUGGAACGGGUUCUCACAAUUCCAUCCGUCGAACAUACUCGCGCAUCCAGAGGGGUUGGCACCGAUGUCGCAAGAAGACUGGCUGGCUUAUUCUGAGGACACAUGGCAACGACUGAUAGUCGCUCUGACCCCGAGUUUCUUACAACAGGGUAGCGCCUCGUCGCAGCCUACAAAGCUCCACGCCAUCGCAGCUCUGGAUGGGUUGCGCGGAUGGGCCUGUCUGCUGGUCUUCAACUUCCACUUCCUCUUCACAUACACCUGGAAGGUUGCAAUAGGAUGGGGAUUUGCAGGAGAGAAUUUCGGGAUUCAUCAACUGCCCAUCUUGCACAUGUUGAUCUCCGGCCACAUCAUGGUGGCCAUCUUCUUCGUUCUCUCCGGCUACGUUCUGUCAUACAAGCCGUUGAAAACGAUUCGGAGCAGGUCCUUCGAUCAGACCUUCACCGCGCUCGCGUCAGGGACCUUCCGCCGUGCCUUCCGUCUUUAUAUCCCCGCCAUUGCGGGCAUUCUUUGCGUCUUCGUCGCUGUUCGUCUCGGGCUGUAUAGUUAUUCCCACAAGGUCAUUAAGGAGGGACACACCAUCCUCGGCACCAACGAGCAACAUCCGCAUGUUUACAGAUCCCUCUCGAAACAGAGUGAUGACUUGUGGGUGACGCUGGCAACCUUGCUAAACCCAUUCGACUAUGCGCUCUACUACAACUACUACAAUCCGCACCUAUGGACGAUCCCCCUCGAAUUCCGCUCCUCGCUUAUCCUCUUCGUCGUCAUAAUGGGUACAUCACGACUAAAGUCGCCAGUGCGCAUGGCCGUAGUCUCCGGCCUGAUAUGGUUCUGCAUGCGCUACGGUCGCUGGGAAAUCCCCCUCUUCCUCUUCGGAAUGCUUAUGGCCGAAGUGGACCUCAUCAACGGCGUCUGGGAGCCAUCCACCAGACCGCCAGUAGAAGAUGACAAAACCACCAUCCACUUCAGCCCCAGCAAAACAACAAUCAGAAUCUCCCGCCGCAAACUAUGGAUCUCGCUCUUCUUCGUCGGUCUCUACUUCGGCUCAUGCCCCAACAUCGGCUUCAAAUGGACUCCUCUCUACAGAUGGCUCUGGCACAUCACCCCAUACACCUAUCCGGAACCGCACCGCUUCGCCCAAACCAUCGGCGCCGUCCUCAUCGUCUUCGCUAUCAAUCACUCCCCGGAUAUCCAGAAACUCUUCACAAAUCCCCUCUCCCAAUACCUGGGCAAAAUCUCUUUCGCUUUCUACGUCGUUCACGGCCCCAUUCUCCAUUGUCUGGGCUACUCUAUCAUGCCCAGUAUCUGGAAUCUCACAGGGAAAGAGACGAACUUCCAAUACUGUCUCGGCUUCCUUAUUGGCUGGUUGAUCUGUCUACCCGUCGCUAUCUGGUUAGGCGAUGUCUUCUGGCGCGCCGUCGAUAUUCCAAGUGUUAAGUUUGCACGCGCGCUCGAAGAUCGGCUCGUCUCUAAGAUUCCGCCUUCCAGCCCGAUCUUGGCUUCCCGGGCUGACUGA